Messenger RNA from Dictyostelium discoideum AX4, 393 nucleotides. RefSeq lists its product as hypothetical. The transcript has a single exon. Bases 1 to 393 code for a protein of 130 amino acids. The record is from RefSeq and is a predicted model, not a curated record. Gene Ontology annotation, cellular component: extracellular region. NCBI's taxonomy places the organism in Eukaryota, Evosea, Eumycetozoa, Dictyosteliales, Dictyosteliaceae.
AUGAUAAAUAAUUUUAAAGGUAUUUUAAUAAUAAUUUUAUCAUUUUUAUUUUUAUUAUUAUUUAAAUAUUCAAACGCAGAUGAUUAUUUCCCAUACCCAUUUUUUAAUGACCAAUCAAAUCAAGUAAUUCUAUUUACUGAAAUUAAUUUUCAAGGUGAAAAAUUCAUUUAUAAUACAAGUAUGGGUUAUUUAGAAUUACCAAAUAAAUUUCAUAAUAAUGUUGGUUCAUUCAUUUCUGGAACUAUAAAUGUGUGCUUUAUAAAAUGGGAUCCAUUUGAACAACAUCAAAUCUAUUCUCGUAGAGUAAAUAAAGAUUAUUUUUCAAAUAACAGAUUUGGUUCAAGAAUUGAUGGUAUUUAUAAUGGAUUAUGUAGAGAUAGUAUUUGGAAGUAA